Molecule: messenger RNA, 1206 nt
Organism: Punctularia strigosozonata HHB-11173 SS5
Lineage: Eukaryota; Fungi; Basidiomycota; Agaricomycetes; Corticiales; Punctulariaceae
Exons: 4
Source: RefSeq, a predicted model, not a curated record
CGAGAUCAUCCAUCCGACACCCGGAAGCAAACACGACACUUGCGUAGUCCACGCGUUCCUCAAUGGCGAUACCCAACUACGAGCUUGGAGGCAAUGUCGGCAGCGGCGACUCCGGCUACCACUCAUACGAUUAUCACGCGCAGCCCAAGAAACGCUCGGGCUCACGAUCCAGCUCGCUCUCGAGACAGUUUCGUACAUGGCUAGGGUCGUCGGUAAGAAGCAGGUCUGUGGAUCGAGGAGUUGACGGAAGUAGUGGGACAAGUUGGCUCCGUGGUCGUCGCACCCGGGAUGCCGACCCCGAGCAACCUCGCAGACGCCCGGUACGACCCCCCCCCCCCCCCCCCCCCCCAGCAAGUCAUACUCGACCGUAACGUAGCUAAUCCUUGAUUACCAGCGCAAGCUCAGCAAGCGGAGACCUCCCUACCCCGAAGAUCCAUGGCCGGUGGCCCCCGAUCCCGAAACCGGUGUACAGGUCAAUACCACCCGGUUUAUACGUCGAGGAUCUGUCACCGAAAACUUGCCGAGUGACGCUGGGCGCGAAACGGUCUCGAACCCAACAUCGGUGCAAAACGCCUCUGCUCCGGCUCCUCUAUCUGUCGACACCUCACACAGCCGUCUGGACCCCAGAUCUGCCUCGAGUAACACAUUACAGACGCACUGGUGUAACUCUUCCACGACUCGGAGUCCAGGUCCUCUUCGUCGUCGAUUCCCCAUCCGGUUCAGCAGAAGUGACCCCGGCCCUCCCCCACCACCACCCAAGGAUUUCGCGCCCAACGAUCACGAAUACUCGCCCAAUCCCAACCCUGCGACACCUCCGAGUCCCGCAACGAGAGUCCCCUCACUUGCUCCCGAGCUCGAACCGCUCGAUAUCCGUUCCAGCCUUGCUUCUGUCAUGCAGCUAUGGAUGAGCGCCGAAUCAAGCCUGCACCGACGCGGCUCUCUGCCCAUCUUCCCCAAAGUAGACAACAAAGCGACCAAGCGCCCCACGGACCUCAGCGCCGUCCCAGCCCCGGACUACAAUCAGUCAAAAAUGCUUCAGACCGUCGCUGAAGAUAACUUCCGUCUUCGGCAAAUAAUUCGGCUAUGCGAUUGGCUCCACGAUCACCCACAGGAUGAAACCACUCCUCCUAACGUGAUCUUCGAGCGAAUCGGAACACUCAAGUCGAUGCUCCAUCCUCCAUUCGAGGCGUCCGCUCGCGCUGAUCA